UUUAAAAGAACACGUGCUUAUGUCCGUGUUUAAGUGCUUUGCUGUCCCACAGUGGGAACACGGGUGGAUGUGUGUGCGGAGCCGGGAGAUGUCCUCCUCCUCCUCGCUACACCUGUGCUGCCGCCUCCUGGACGGACGCGACUCCUUUGCAGCGACUGUGCUAUAAGUGAACGGACAGCUUAUGAGCUCCACUCAAAGCGUGAGAACCACACACAAGGAGCGGGAUGGCGAGCACGGCAGCGGCGCAACUCUGCGCCCUUCUCGCGGCGCUCUUACUGGCGGGGACCGUGUCGGUGCGGGGGAACAGAGGGGCGACAUCGCCCGACGAAGAGCGGGCGACGAAAGAGAGCGACGCCGAGGCGCCAUGUGAGGUGAAAACCGUCACCGUCUCCACUCUGCCCGUGCUCCGCGAGAACGAGUUCAGCUUCACCGGCGGAGCCGCGGGGAACGUGGUCGGAGGAGGGGGCGCUGCUGUUGACGGUGCUGCUGCUGCUGCUGGUGGCGGCGGCGGAGGAGCAGGUGGUCCUGGUGGAGGAGGAACUGGAGGAGGAGCGGGAGGAGGGGGGGAAUCCCGACUCCUGUUAUUCGUUAGAACAGAUCUACCUGGGCGAAUUUCAGUAAUGGAUGAUCUUGACAACACAGCUCUCCCAUACUUCACACUCGAGAUGUCAGGUACAGGUGAAGAUAUUUCUCAAGUGCACUGGAAGCAGCAGUGGUUGGAAAAUGGAACGCUGUUUUUCCAUGUGUCUAUGACUGAGUCUGAGCUUGUAGCUCACACGACACCGCCCGCAGCCCGGGAACCUGCUCAUGUCCUCCAUGAACAUAUGCAUCUGCUGCACAUCUCAGUUAUGGGAGGCCUCAUCGCUCUCCUCCUCCUAAUCCUCCUCUUCACCCUCGUCCUGUAUACUCGCCACCGAUGGUGCAAGCGCCGCCGCAUCCCGCAGAAGAGUGCCAGCACCGAGGCCACUCAUGAGAUCCACUACAUUCCAUCCGUUCUGCUGGGCCCUCAGGGCCGCGACAACUACCGGAGCUCCCGGAACACUCACCAGCACGGCAGCUCCGUUAUCGGCAUGCCCAUUCGCGAGACGCCCAUUCUCGACGAUUACGACUGCGAUGAGGAUGACCAGGGAGGACACUCGCUUAACUCCACGCCCAACCAACACCACAUCAAGCUAAAUGACGGAAAGCUGAAGGAGGACUACGGCGUGAACAUCGGCGUCGGAGGGCACACGGACAUAAUGUGCAAGGACGACGACCUGAAGCAUAAUUUCGAUCAGCGAGCCAUCGACCCAAACACCGAAUCCGUGGAGGAUUUGAUGCAGAGGUUCCAGGACAGCUUCCGUGUUCCCAACACACCGACAAACAUGUCCCACUACCAGCACGUGGUCCACAGCUCCUCAACUGGCCGCCGCAGGGUCCCCAGCCACACCAGAGCGACUGGAGGGGUGUUUGGUCCUCAAGGAGAAUCGGGGUCGGAGCCUGAAGAUGACGGCCAAAUGAAGUUUUACACAGAACAACACAGAGGACGAAGACGCGGCAAAGGCCACCCACACAGUCCUCUAAAUAAGGUCACCCUGACGCUGAUUACCAUCAGCACGUGUGUCAUUGCCAUUGUCUACGCUACGCAGGAAUCCUGCCCUCUCACUGUCAAGGUUACCCUCCAUGUGCCUGAGCAUUUUGUUGCGGACGGAAGUAGUUUUGUGGUCAGCAUGGGAAGCUUCUUGGAUGUUUCUAAUUGGCUAAACCCGGCCAAGCUUACCCUCUACUAUCAGACCAACUCAUCCACACAGUGGGUGCAGGACUUCUGUGGCCAGAGGACGACUGAGCCCUGCGAACAGAUUUGCGAUCAAGACACAGGAGAAUGUAGCUGUCACGAGGGUUUUUCCCCCGAUCCUGUCCAUAAACACCUUUGCCUCCGCAGCGACUGGGGUCGCAACGAAGGUCCAUGGCCGUACGCUAACUUGGAGAAAGGCUAUGACCUAGUUACAGGACAGCAGGCCCCAGAGAGGAUCUUCAGAUCAAUCUACAGUCUGGGCCAAGGCUUGUGGCUGCCAGUCAGCAAGAGUUUCGUGGUGCCACCAGUGGAGCUGUCAAUCAACCCCAUCGCCAGCUGUAAAACAGACGUGUUGGUUUCUGAAGAUCCGGGGGAGGUCAGGGAGGAGGCCAUGAUGUCCACUUACUUUGAAACAGUAGAUGACCUGCUGGCGUCAUUCGGGCCGGUCCGAGACUGCUCCAAAGAUAACGGCGGCUGCAAGAAGAACUUCAAGUGUGUGUCCGACAGACAGUUGGACUCAUCUGGCUGCAUGUGUCCUGGGGGGCUGAGGCCAAUGAAAGAUGGCUCAGGUUGCUAUGACUACUCCAUGGGCAUUGACUGCACGGAUGGCUUCAAUGGAGGCUGCGAACAGCUGUGUCUUCAGCAGCUUGUGCCCCUUGAAGAUGACCCGAGUUCCAGCAAUGUGCUUAUGUUUUGUGGGUGUGUGCAGGAGUACAAACUUGCAGGGGACGGACGCUCCUGCCUCCUGCAGUCGGACAACUGCGAGGGACCAAAAUGCUCAAGGCAGGAUGUCCACUUCAAUGACACCCUGUUUGGGGAGAUGCUGCGUGGAUAUAACAACAAAACCCAGCAAGUCAACCUGGGACAGAUAUUCCAAAUGACAUUCCGGGACAACAAUUUCAUUAAGGACUUUCCCCAGCUAGCCGACGGUCUCAUGGUCAUCCCUUUGCCUGUAGAGGAGCAAUGUCGCGGUGUCUUGUCAGAACCCCAGCCCAACCUGCAGCUCCUCUCAGGCGAUGCCCAGUUCAAUGAAGCAGUGGGCUAUCCGAUGAUUCAACAGUGGAGAGUGCGCAGCAAUCUGUACAAAGUCAAACUCAGCUCCAUUACCUUAUCUACAGGCUUUUCCAAAGUGCUGAAGACACUGUCAGCAGACAGCACACGGGACGAGUUGCUGGCAUUUCUCCAGGAAUACGGCAGCCACUAUGUGUCUGAGGCCCUGUAUGGCUCUGAGCUCAGCUGCAGCAUCUACUUCCCCAGCAAGAAGUCCCAGCAGCAGCUCUGGCUGCAGUACCAGAAAGAGGCAACAGACCAAGGGAUUGGAGGCGGCGGGCGGCGAGAGCUUAAGUCUGUAACGUUCAUCAGCUACCUGUCUGCACUGCAGAAAAGCCAGCUUUUGUCUGAUGACAUGGUAAAUGGGGUGGAGAUCCGCUGUGAGGAGAAGGGAAGUUGCCCAACUGGCUGCCACCUGUGCCAUCACCAGGCCAUGGUGUCAGGAAGAGGCCGCAGUGGUAAUGGCAAAGGCGGAGAGCAGCCUUCCCCCAUUCCUGUGCUGCUGGAAGUCAGCCGUGUGGUGCCCCUCUAUAGUCUGGUCCAAGACAACGUCACCAAAGAGGCCUUCAAAAGCGCCACAAUGAGCUCAUACUGGUGUGCUGGAAAGGGCGAUGUCAUUGAUAACUGGUGUCGCUGUGACCUGAGUGCCUUCAGCAAAGAUGGCCUGCCUAACUGCAGUCCCCUCAGGAAGCCAAUUUUGCGCCUAGCCCCUUAUCUGGAGCCCUCAAGCACAAUGGUGGCCCUGGAGUGGAUGGAUGUGGAGCCUCUGAUUGGGUGCAAGAUUUCUGACUAUAUCAUCCAGCACAAACGAGUGGACGACCCCAUGGAGGCAGAGGUCUACACAGGUGAGGUUCUGAGUUUGAUGGACGAUCUGUUCUCUGGUCUGGGCUCGUCCUGUGUUGUUGCCGGCAGGAGAAGUGGAGACCGUCCUCACUCUGUGCUUUAUUCCGUGGUCUUCAAGUGCCUGGAACCCGACAGUCUGUACAAGUUUACUCUCAAUGCAGUGGAUAGCCGAGGCAGUCACUCCGAAUCAAGCUUCGUCUCUGUACGGACAUCCUGUCCGAUGGUGGAUGACAGCCGGGCUGAAGAGGUUGCAGACAAGGUGUACAACUUGUACAAUGGCUACACCAGUGGUAAGGAGCAGCAGAUGGCCUACAACACACUGAUGGAGGUCUCGCCACCCCUGCUCUACAGAGUACAGCAUCACUACAACUCCCACUACGAGAAGUUUGGGGACUUUGUGUGGCGCAGUGAGGAUGAGCUGGGUCCCAGAAAAGCCAACCUGAUACUUCGCAGAGUGGAGAAGAUCAGCCACUACUGUCGCUCGCUCCUGCGCAGCACCCACAUCCAGAGCCGCACCGACACCAUGGCGUACGUCUUCUGUCGGAGCGAAGAGGGCCGACCUCCGGGGAACUUAAGGCACGGCUCCUUGCACGAAAGACGCGCCUCCUGCAUGGAGAAGCUCAUUUCGGUACAGCGCAACACAUACAGCAACACCAAACUCCGAUGAGACGAGAGCUCGGACGUGAUCGGCGCGUCUUUCUCCUUGCAAAAUGACAUCAUCGAUUGAUGUACUCGGUCACGCCGCUCUGCAGCAGGUGUCGCUCGAGUGACUGGUACAUUUUGAAAACCAGGAGAGCCCCAUCCCCCCCUCCCUCCCCCACCCCCCCAAAAAAAAAAUCUCCCACAAAAUUCACUGGACAUUGUGGUAAAGCUACCGAAAAAAACAUAUUUUUGUGUGGCCUACUUUUAUUAUAAGACGAGAAGAUUUGAGAAAUAAAAGAAGAAAUAUAUGGAGUGAUCAUUAUGUCUCAAAUGCAAAAUGCCAGUGAUUGCACAUAUCAAGGAGAGACUGCAGUGUGGACAUGUUAAAUAUCAUCCAGCCAAGAGAAACUGCUUGGCUUAAGUACUUCGAAUGUAUUAUUGUAGUUCCUUUUUGGUGCUUUGAGGCUUAUUUGGAACACAUAACAGUAGGGGGGGGAAUCAAUAGCAUAACUUAUUUGCCUUUACUACCUUCAUUUGAAAGGUGAAACUCAAAUGUGUUAAAGCCAUUUUGAAAUCACUCACUUGUUUUCAAGUUUACAUGACAUAGAAUUAAAAAAAAAAAAAAAAAAAAAAUCUCCAUAAAUUCAAUUCUGUGAGGAAUCUUUGUAGUGACUAGUCUUGUAUUACAUUUGAUGGACACAACUGAAGUUGCAAGGCUUUGUGUGAUGACAGGAUCGAUAAAACGGGCCCUGUUGAAAUUAUGCAAAGACUUAUUCAUAGAAAUUAAAUUUAACGCUGACAUCGAAAGGGGAUAAGUAUUGUAAUUGUCAUGCAAACGCAGUUUUUCUGACUGCAUUUUUAGAACGUUUCUGUCUCGGCCGAAGAAAAAUAUUUAUUAAAAAUAGACAGCUGAACCAAUGGUAACAAUGUGAGGUAGUGAAACGUGAGGAAUCACUGAUUGUAAGGUCACCUGUGCUCCUUUUAAUACACUUGUUUUCCAGGCCAGUGUCAUAACUUUAAAGCCAUGGAUAUUGUGUUAACGAAAAACAAUGCCUUUUUUUGUCUCAAUAUUUUCAUCUCAUGUUAAAUGAAUUGUAAUAAUAAAUAUGAUAUUGUACAUUUUAAAUUGCAAAACAAACAAACAAAAAAAAAAACAGACACCUGUAUCAUGUGGCU
Messenger RNA from Solea solea (common sole), 5485 nucleotides. RefSeq names its product astrotactin-2 (gene astn2). Gene Ontology annotation, biological process: neuron cell-cell adhesion; neuron migration. NCBI's taxonomy places the organism in Eukaryota, Metazoa, Chordata, Actinopteri, Pleuronectiformes, Soleidae. The transcript is spliced from 23 exons. The record is from RefSeq and is a predicted model, not a curated record. The coding region runs from base 225 to 4334 and encodes 1369 amino acids. Gene Ontology annotation, molecular function: protein binding.